Molecule: messenger RNA, 1011 nt
Organism: Rhinocladiella mackenziei CBS 650.93
Lineage: Eukaryota; Fungi; Ascomycota; Eurotiomycetes; Chaetothyriales; Herpotrichiellaceae
Exons: 2
Coding region: 1-1011 (336 amino acids)
Biological process (GO): DNA-templated transcription
Cellular component (GO): RNA polymerase II, core complex
Molecular function (GO): protein dimerization activity; DNA-directed RNA polymerase activity
Source: RefSeq, a predicted model, not a curated record
AUGGCGUACAAUGGCUACAACGGCUUCAACGAAGAUGUCAUGGACGGCGUCGAAACCUCGGGCCCUAAAGUGACCGUCAGAGAAGUCGAACAAGAUCGUUGUGACUUUGUCCUCCAAUCAUGCUCUCUUGCUCUCGCCAACUCCCUCCGUCGAGCCAUUCUCGCCGAAAUACCUACCAUCUCCAUCGACCUGAUCGACAUCAAUACAAAUUCCUCCGUUCUUCCGGACGAAUAUCUUGCACAUAGACUCGGAAUGGUACCCCUCAACAGCAAGGGAGUGGACGAAGCCCUGAAUUACCAGAGAGAUUGCGAUCGAUGCACAGAUCACUGCGAGUACUGCUCCGUCGUUUUGCGCCUCCACGCCCGAUGCACCAAGCCUGGCACUAUGAUGGUCUACGCUCGUGAUCUGAUUGUCUCCAAUCCUCAUCAAGAUGGUAUCGGCAUGCCAGUCACUCGUGAUGCUAACGGCACCGGACCACUCAUUGCCAAGCUGAGACAAGGUCAAGAGAUCCAGCUGGAAUGCAUUGCAAGGAAGGGGAUCGCCAAAGAGCAUGCGAAGUGGGCCCCAACUGCCGCUGUUGGAUUUGAAUACGACCCAAACAACAAGUUGCGACACGUGGAUUACUGGUACGAAACUGACGCAAAAGAAGAGUGGCCGGUCGAUGAGCGUAACGCCACGUGGGAGGGGGAUGACUCUGCCGCCGAUGCCGCUUUCGAUCCUGACGCCGUUCCCAGUGCCUUCUUCUUCGAUGUUGAAGGCGUUGGCACUCUCGAACCCGACGACAUUGUACGUGGAGGAAUCGAGGUCAUCCAGAAGAAGCUUGCCGAGACCAUCAAAGCAUUGGGAGGGGCAGAGGUGGCUGGUGUCGACGGGAUGAAUGGUGUGCAGAGCCCUGAUGGAUAUGAACCUGCACCGGCAAAUGGAGAAUAUACAUCAUAUGGUGGUCUUCGAGGAGGCGCAACUCCCUAUGGGGCGACUCCAUAUGGUGCCGGUGGGUAUGGGUCAUACUAG